Molecule: messenger RNA, 2199 nt
Organism: Musa acuminata AAA Group (dessert banana)
Lineage: Eukaryota; Viridiplantae; Streptophyta; Magnoliopsida; Zingiberales; Musaceae
Product: protein EMSY-LIKE 3
Exons: 9
Coding region: 431-1834 (467 amino acids)
Biological process (GO): defense response to fungus
Cellular component (GO): nucleus
Source: RefSeq, a predicted model, not a curated record
CACAAGUAGAUCUCAUAACCCCCGUCACCCUCUUCCAGCGCGUCUUUUCCUCACCGAUCCAUUCCGGAACUCAGAAGGGUAUUUAAACCGCAGCGGAAGGGUUUUGAAGUCCGCCUUCUCGGGUUUCCUUUUCCGGCUCCCUCUUAUUUUAUCGUUUCCUCCUCGCUCUCUUGUCUUCAACCCCUGCGUUCUCCUCUCCCUCUCCGAUCGUUGCGGAGAUUGCUCGAAUUCUCCUCUGAGUCCUCGCUCCAAUCGGCAUUCCCAGGGCCGUAUUGAUUCCCUUGCUGCGGCGAUCCGGUGGGACAUUGCCUGGCUAGAACGGCUCUUCCCCUGGUUUAUUCUCCCUCUUUCUGCUCGUCUUUGCCGGCAACUGUUUCGGUGGUUUGAAAGGUCCGAUUCUUCUGAUCUACCUUGGCGUGGGAGUCUGGCGAUGGAUUAUGGCCCUACGGAUAGCAGCGGAACUGAUGAUGAUCUUCCACCGUUUCUUCACAAUCGCGGAGGGCCUGUUACUGGUAGUGGAAAAACUACUGCUGCUGCACCUCCAUGCUCUAGGAUGCAGAAUGAUAUGGAGAGCGUAAUACAUCAGCUUGAGCAAGAAGCAUACUGUUCUGUUCUUCGGGCAUUUAAGGCCCAAUCAGAUGCUAUUUCUUGGGAGAAGGAAGGUUUAAUUACUGAACUGAGGAAAGAACUGAGACUAUCCAAUGAGGAACAUAGAGAAUUGUUACGCAGGGUUAACACUGAUGAUAUCAUUCACCGAAUAAGGGAGUGGAGGCAGGAAGGUGGAGGACAAUCUAAUUUAAUUAAUAAUGCUCAAAGUAUACAUGAUCUGGUUCCCAGCCCAUCUGGUUCAGCUUCUAAAAAAAGGCAAAAGACAUCUAACUCAGCAGCUUCCUUACCUAUGGGUGGCUAUCUCCCCAAGCUGCACUCACAACCAGGUGCUGCUUCCAUGCAUCCAUCAGCAUCAACUGUAAGAAAAGGAAAUGUAGCUGGGGCCAAAACCAAGAAGACUAAACCAAAUCCUUCUUCUGGUUCAAGUGUCAGGGAUCAAAUUAAAAACAUAGCAACCAAACCUGGUGAAGCUGCAGCAAAUGCUUCACUGAUUGGACGGAAAAUCAUGACAAGGUGGCCUGAUGAUAAUAACUUCUAUGAAGCUGUUAUAAUUGACUAUAAACCUCGUGAGGUUGCUUCAGUCUGGAGUAUUAGGACUUCAUUAUUUAUGUGCCAGUUGCUAGCGUUUGCCUUACUAAUUUCAAAUUGUUGUCAGGGUUUACAUGCUCUUGUGUAUGACAUCCACACAGACAAUGAGACAUGGGAAUGGGUCAAUCUCAAUGAGAUUGCUCCUGAAGAUAUACGGUGGGUAGAUGUGGAGCCUGUUAUGUCCAAUCCAAGUGGUCGUCAUGGAACUGGACCUGGUAAAAAGCAGCUCUCAGGUCUCGGUGGCAUCGUUCCAUGUACUGGUAAAGGUGGAGGGUCCUCUAAGAACCAAUCCAGCAAAAAUUACAUGUCAUCACAGAAUUGGACUGGAAAGAAGGGAUCUCAAGAUAUUACAAUAUUUGAUACAAAGAUUCUGGUUAAGGAUGUGGAGAGGGUUCUUGAUGCAAGUCCUCCAGAUCCUGUAGAGAUUGAAAUGGCAAAGAAAAUGCUCAAAGAGCAGGAACAAUCACUGAUCGAUGCAAUUGCAAGGAUUGGUGAUGUGUCUGAUAGUGAAAGUGAGGGAGAGGAGCCGUUGUCGCAGAGACUAUGCAAAGAGCGAGGCAGGGCAUGGGGUGAGGGGCAGCAUGGUAGGAAGCAGCAAGCACUUCUUUUUCAGGACCCUGAAGGUUCAAGAUGGUGAUCAUAUAGCUGGUGACGGCGAUGGCACCACAACCAGCUAUUGAGGAGGAGACGAUGACAACUGCAACGAUCAUUCUACCCGGAGGAAACCAAACAUAGCCAGUAGCAUGUGACAAUGUGCACGGCAAAAGCCAUGCCAAGAAAAUUUAUGGAGACGCAGUCUUGUGUGAUCUCCCAUUUGAUCCGAAGGGAAUAAAGAAGUGCAUCACCAGCUUAUUCUUUUACGGGAACUUUGUUUCUAACCAUCUCCACCGUUUUUGAGUGGAUGCAUCAGCCAAUCGAAGCAAACAGUGAGAGUAAAGAAUGUAAUGGCUGCGAUGAUUCAAGAUUCUUUUAUUGGAACUCAUAAUCCCGUAUUUUUCUACA